Messenger RNA from Triticum urartu, 4938 nucleotides. NCBI's taxonomy places the organism in Eukaryota, Viridiplantae, Streptophyta, Magnoliopsida, Poales, Poaceae. The record is from RefSeq and is a predicted model, not a curated record.
CCCGCCCGGAUAGACCCGGAAAUUCGUUCGGUUCUUUUUUUUUUCUGGAUCGGCCGUCCCAUUCCCCAAAAACUGCGGCGGCCCUGCUAUCUCCGACGAAAACCCUAACCACGCACCGCACACUACUCCGUCCCCUGAGCUGCAACUCUGACCGCGGCGGCGGCCGAUUCGCUGCCCGCCAUGGCCUCGACGGCGGCGCCGGUCGCCGGACGCCGAACUCAGUCGGUGCUCACGGACCUCCGCGACGAGCUCCUGGAGGAGAUUUUCCUCCGCCUGCCCACCCCGGCGGAGCUCGCGCGCGCCUGCACCGCGCGCGCCUCCUUCCGCCGCAUCAUCACCGAGCGCUCCUUCCUCCGCAGCUACCGCAAACGCCACCCGCCGCCGCUCCUGGGGUUCGUGGAUGACGAAGUUGGCUGUGGCUUCCACCCCGCCCAGGCGCCCCACCCCUCCGCCCCGCUCGCCCGUGCCCUCGCCGACGCAGCCGAUUUCACCUACUCCUUCGUCCCCAAACACGGCGAGGGGCACGUGUGGGUCCCGUGCGACGCCCGUGAUGGCCGUGUCCUUCUCGAAGACGGACAAAUUUGGGAGGCCUUCAGACACCUUGCCGUCUGCGAUCCAUUGUUUCGCCGCUACGCGCAGCUCCCACCCGUUCCGUGGAACCUGGCACUCCAGGAGAAAGGCACUGUACGAACCAAGUACUUACUCAUGCCCGUUGCCGAGGGUGAGGAUGAGACAUUGUUCAAGGUGAUAUGCUUGGCUAACUAUAAUACCAAGCUGGUUGCAUUUCUAUUCUCUUCCGUCACAGGAGAAUGGUGCAUAGCCGCAACUAUCAGCUGGAGCUCUUUGGGUAGCCAGAUGUGGCAACACUUCAGAGGUUGCGAAUACCGUGGCGCGUCCUGUUUUGACUGCGCGCGCGGCUCCUACUACUCGGCAUCGACUUUUAACGACAAGCUGCUUGUGUUGGACACAAGGAAAAUGGAGUUUUGCACUGUCGAUGAUCGUACUGGCUACCAUAUAAACCUCAGAUGUCUGCCUGGCCAGCACGAAGACGUUCUGGACAUCUAUGUGCCAUCCCGAUGCCGGCCUGGCCAGAGUAGAAGUCUGCCUCGCAUUGUUGUGGGUAGAGAAGGAGCCCUUGAGAUGUUUUCUCUUGUUGGUGAUCACACUCCAAAUGGCUCUUUUCAUCUCUAUCAUACCAGUCAGCAAAAUAAUGGCCAGUCUUCCAAGGAAUGGCAGCUGGAGAAUAUUAUACCGUUGCCCGGCAAGUAUGACUAUUUCACUGUGGGUGCAGCUGAGGGAUUCUUAUUCCUUGGAGCCACUACAGAAGAUCAGCUGGACAUUGUUGAAGGCGACCCUAUGAGCUUGUUGACGACUGAGUGGAAUGUAGAUUAUUUUGCAUUGGAUGUCAAGACUUCUGAACUUACUAAGGUUUGUAGGAGGAGGAGGCAAUUCUUCCAUAAAGAAGAUGUUCACUGCUACUUUGGCUUCCCCCGGUCGUUGUCAAAACCGAGUAUAUGAUGAAGUGGGAUCAACUCGCUUUGCUUUUGGGGUUCUUGUACUUGGGCCAUGUAUCUGAUGCCUUUGAUGAAAUGGAGGAUGGGCAUGAUGGUGCUGAGAAAUAUGCUCACUGGAUAUAGCACUCAAGCCUUGGUAUUAUUCAUUAAGAAUUAGCCAUCAUGUAUUUUCUAUGGUUGUAUUAGACUUUUUUAAGCAAAGACAUGUUGUAAACAAGCUGAAUUUGUUGAACUCUAUCUGUAAUGAGUGUUGUACUGUACUUUUGUACUGGAAGCAUGACAUUGUCUGUUUAUCCUUGUUCAGUGCUCUGCUCAGCAUGCUCAUGCAUCAUCUUGCUUUUAAGCAUCUGAUGAUUUGUUACAGGUUAUUGUUGCCCAUGCUGUUUUCAGUGUCCGAGUUAGUGUUUUGUUGGGUGCCUUUUUAGAGUCAGGAAAGCAACAUUGAUCUUGUCAUGUUCAAGUCACAUUUUGACUUUUGAGGCUUCUGGAAAAAAGAAAAAACAUGCUUCAUGCUUCAUCCUAUAACAUUCAGUUAUCCUCAUCUUGUAAGCGAGACACCCUACUUUUCCUUGUUGAUCUCACACAUAUGCUCAUUGUGUUUGUGUUUUCGCCGUACAUGCUUUUUAAUGGUUGCUAUCAUGUUUAUUUACUGCAAAUACUCCACCUCUUUUCCAGCUGGGCAUGUUUUUUGAUCGAGAACAAUUUUCUGCAAGUCUGGGCAGCACUAAAACUUCUCCCCAAUCAUGCUUGUCUGAUUUUGUUUGCAAGGGAUAACUUGCAGAGCAUGUCUGAAGAAACGCAAGAAAAGGAGUGACCCAUUGACACAAGUUGCCAACCACCGAAUGAGUCAACAGUGUUGCACCUUGAAUCAAGAUCCAUCCAUGGAGCCAAUGCAAGGAAGAGUGCAGAUGUGGAUGCUCCUAUGGCUCGCCUUCUGCUUGCUCGAGCAUUCGCAUUCGCUGGUGUUUCCGUUCCCCAUGCCGUUCUUCGCCCCUUCCUACACCAACCAGCAAGACGUUGAUGCUGUGAACGAGCUGUACGCGUCACUGGGCUCGCCGGACCUUCGUGGUUGGGCUGCUUCGGGAGGAGACCCUUGCGAGGAGGCAUGGCAAGGGGUGCAGUGCCUCGGCCCCAACAUAACCGAAAUAGUACUCAAAGGCGUGGGUCUAGAAGGGAAGCUGAGCGAGGCACUCGGAGAGCUCACUGCUAUUACAAGAUUGUUUGUGAAUUUACAUCAUAUUUCAGUUCUACUUUCUGUCUACUACCACUUCAGUUUAUUUAUUGACAUUGUUUUUGGUUUAUGUUCAUGCAGGGACCUGUCAUCAAACAACCUCGCCGGUGAGCUGCCGCAGUCAAUGGCAAUGCUCAAAUCCCUUUCGGCACUGCAUGUGCACAACAACAGGCUAACCGGGACACUCGAUGUGCUGCGUGAUCUUCCACUGAAAGACCUGAACGUGGAGAACAAUCAAUUUGCAGGAUCCAUCCCAAAGAAGAUGCUCAGCAUCCCAAAAUUUCUAAGAAACGGCAACCAUUUCACCCUUCCGAUCCCCGGUUCCUCUCCGACUCCGGCAAUGUCGUCUCCUUCUCCAGCUGCGCAUCCUCACAUUACUGUAAUUCCCGCAGUUACUCCACAGGACACUACACAUGGCGGUGGUCUUCAGAGGCACGCCAACAAGGUUUCUCCGGCAAAGGCUGCCGGAUUCAGCAUUCUUGCUGCCAGUUUAUUAACCAUUGCUGUCGUUAUGACCAUGUUCGCAACCUCGAGACGGCGGCAGGAGAUGUCCACUUGGGAAGGGCACCUGAGGGCAAUUGUGAGGUGCGUGGCAAUCUGGACAAGGAAGCCUCCUAAGCUAGGUGCACCUGCCUACCCUGACAAACAACACGGUACAGUUGCUGCAAAUGACAUUGUGGGGAGCACUCUGGGAGAUUGCACAAAGGUGGCGGGUUUAUCGGCACAGACACCUCUCAAGAACUACAGCAUGUCAAGCAUUGUUUCAGAUAAGAAUGUUCAGUGCGGGUCAGAAGAAGGCAAACCCUUGACGGUUUCCUUCAAGUUCUUCACUGUUGCAUCUCUGCAACAGUGCACCAACAGCUUCAGCGAUGAGAAUUUUCUGCGAGAAACUCGGUUCGGCAAAAUCUAUCUAGCAGAGCGCCCAGAAUGCAAGUAUGCGGUGCUGAAGCUUCGCGACACGGCUACGAAAAUGGCGGCUGACGAGUUUUUGGAGAAUGUUCGGACCGUCGCCGAGCUUCGACACCCCAACAUAGAAGAGCUUGUGGGUUGCUGCAUGGAGCACGGACAGAGGCUGCUCGUGUACAAACAUUUUAGCGAACACACAUUGGACGACAUGAUCCACCGCGGCAGCAGCCACGCUGCUGAUCCCGGCAACAAGUUCCUGUGGGAAGCUCGGAUCGCCGUGGCCCUCGAGGCCGCCAAGGCUCUCGAGUACCUCCAUGACGGCGGCGGCGGCCAGGAGGGACAUGUGGCCGUUGUCCACGGACAUUUCAGGCCGGAGCAUGUCCUUGUCGAUGGCGAGGCGCGGGUGCGCGUGUCCGGGUGCGGCCUCGCCCCGUUCGUGCCACCGUCAGCGUCAGGAGCUACUACGGACUGGCAUGACGACACACUGAGCUACGUCAGCCCGCCGGAAGAAGCGGCAACGACGGAGGCGGCCACAGGCCGCGACGUGUACUGCUUCGGUGUGGUGAUGCUGCAGCUCCUGACGGGGCGCAGGCCCUACGACAAUGUGCGGCCGCGAGGGGAGAGGCUGCUGGUGCCAUGGGCUGGCGCGCGGCUGCAUGACCUGAGCGCUCUGCGCAGGAUGGCCGACCCACGCCUCCGGGGCACGCCGGUGCCGGUCAGGUCCCUGUCACGGUUCGCGGACAUCAUCAGCAGAUGCGUGCAGCAGGAGGCCGAGUUCCGGCCCGCGAUGGCGGAGGUGGUGCAGGACCUGAUGGGCGCCACGGAAGAGGCGCGCAUGGCCGACUACUGCGGAGAGCUAUCGCCAGUGCCGGCAGAGUACCAACUUGUGUGAACUGCUCGCUCUGAUUGACAUACAAAACUGCCAAACAUGUCCUCACCAUUAGCAUAGAAUGCAUCUUCUAUGGUACUCACUAAGCCAUUUACUGUGCUGCAUUGCCUUUGAUCUCAGGCUGGACGCACUGUUUCAAGCAAAUUAUUUUUCCAGCAAAGGGGAAUUCUUGGGUUUGAUUUGGUUGGGGUGUGCCGGGUCUGGGCUGUAGUGCAACGCCCGGACGACACUUGAAGGCCCUAAUAGCAAACUAUUGUGGUGGACCCUUCCCUGUAAAAAAUAAAUUUAAUAUCGUUGUGGGCAUUUGGCCCACAUAUCAGAUAUUAAACUGAUAAGAAUAGAUACUACACUUGAUCUUAGCCAAAAGAUCGAGAAAGGUAUGAUUUAAAACUUUGCCC